CACUUAACAAGGUCUGCAGGCUGCAGGGAUGUUGUUCUAUCUGCUACUCCUCGCUGGAUGUUUCUCUCGCAGCUCUACUGACACACCUACAUUUAAUGUGCUGCAGAACAGAAUGGCUACUCUACCCUGUCCUCAUAAGAAGGGGGAUGUAACAUGGAGCCGCUACAGAGAUGGUUACCGCGUGAUUCUGGUUACUAUCACAAAUGGCCAUGAGAAAAGAUCUGACAAACGCUACGGUUCUCUGACAGACAACUCCCUGGUAAUAAGAAAUGUUACAGUGUUUGAUUCAACAUUGUAUUUUUGUAAUAAAACGCAAGUAUAUCUGAAUGUGACAACUCCUCCCAACACGGUGGUCCCAAGUGCUGGAAGUGUACCAGUCACACAGAGUUUCAGCAUUGAACCAGACGCAGAGAACCAACAACCCUCAGACUUUUGGAAACUGGCUGUCGGUGUAGUUGUCGGUGCCGUGUUGGUGCUUUUGGUGAUCUUAACUCUGAGAUUCUGCUUCAAAAACAGAACGGAGAGAAGCACUCGGAACAACAAAUUGGACAAAAGUGUCACCGGCGAGGCGAUUUAUGAGGAGAUUGAAGCCAACGAGGAGCAGCCGAGAGGGAUGGACUCUCAUUUUGAAAGUCCGUACUACUGGACGAGCAUCAGUGAACCGGCGAGCACCUCCACGCCACCCAGUAAUAAUCUCAACAGCGCUGUUAACAAGCCAACAGCUAAAGGACGCAGCGGUGGAGAGUGUGUUUAUUCCCUCGCCCAAAACCCACUACAGACGGGAGGUGUCGGUGAAUAAUCGGCUCUCGGUAUCGCUGCAGGAUUCAGUUAUCUUUCACACUUGGUAGAUCAAUAUAGAAACAGGUCAUCUCCAGGAGCAGGUCUACAGAAAUAUGAUAUGAUAUGAUUUCUGGUCCGUGCGCUUUGUUUUUCAGAGGUGGUGAUGCCUUAUGAAGUUGUAGCUG
Sander lucioperca (pikeperch) is the source of this 965-nucleotide messenger RNA. RefSeq lists its product as uncharacterized. The coding region runs from base 29 to 799 and encodes 256 amino acids. The record is from RefSeq and is a predicted model, not a curated record. The transcript has 2 exons. Lineage: Eukaryota; Metazoa; Chordata; Actinopteri; Perciformes; Percidae.